UCAAAAUAUCAGACGGGAACGUGGCAAAUCCCCUCUGGCCUGAGUUUUCUAACGCCCCCGUUGAAUGGGCGCGCUCUCUUUAUAAGACCACAAAACUGGGACUCUCUCUGUACGUGAAGCAGCAAGAGAUUCUUCAACAACGACUUUAUUUUGAGAGAGAGAGAGAGAGAGAGAGAGAGAGAGAAGGCAGAUUAUUGGUCAACGAAUAAUAGAAUCAUAUACUUAGAGAUCCAUUAUACACAUAGUGAUCAGAUUUUCUAUUAAUAUCAUCACAGACUUGUCAAUUGUGCUUUGUAUGGCAAUGAUCUCUUGACUUGUUUUACCCAAGAAUUUCAACUUUUGAAGUCUUCUUGAUUACCCAUCUGGGUUUAUUGGUUUGCGUUGAAUUUGAUGGCGGUCAAGGAGAAUGGGUUGGAGGAGCUACCUCCACCAUUGCAAAAUCUGCUUAGAUCACUGGCUUCAAAUUGGGGGCAUCUGAUUGACACAAGUAGGUUAGAAGUGGUGCGCUUAAGUGGCGCAAUGACCAAUGAGAUUUACAGGAUAAGUUGGCCUAAUUCAGAGAUGGCAAAUGAAAAUGACACCAAGACAGUUCUGGUCCGCUGUUAUGGCAAAGGGGUAGAGAUUUUCUUUAACCGGGAUGAGGAAAUUCGGACUUUUGAGUGCAUAUCGGAGCAUGGUCAGGGACCUCGGCUUCUGGGCCGGGUUCCUGAAGGGCGAGUCGAGGAGUUCAUUCAUGCUAAGACGCUAUCGGCUGGUGACAUCAGGGACCCCGAAAUAUCGGGUCUAAUAGCCGCAAAAUUGAGGGAGUUCCACAAUCUUGAUAUGCCUGGUCCCAAGAGGGUGUUUCUCUGGGACAGAAUGCGGAAGUGGCUGAGUGAGGCCAGAAGGUUGUGUUCUCCUGAGCAAGCAAAGGAAUUCGGUUUAGAUAAUCUGGAGGAGGAAAUACGCAUGCUCGAAAGGGACCUGUCCCGCGACUACCAGGAGGUUGGAUUUUGUCACAACGAUCUGCAGUAUGGUAACAUAUUGAUCGACGAGGAAACAAGGUCAAUCACCAUAAUUGAUUAUGAGUAUGCCAGCUACAAUCCUGUUGCCUAUGACCUUGCAAACCACUUCUGUGAAAUGGCAGCAAACUAUCAUACUGAUACACCUCAUGUCUUGAACUAUAAUUUAUACCCAAGUCCAGAGGAUCGUCGAAGAUUUGUGAGACUAUAUCUUAGCUCCGCAGGAAAGCUGCCCCGGGACACUGAAGUAGAGCGGCUUGUGGAUGAUGCAGAGAAGUACACUCUUGCAAACCAUCUCUUCUGGGGUUUGUGGGGAUUGAUCUCAGGGAAUGUGAACGACAUCGAGUUUGAUUACAUGGAGUAUGCCAGGCAGAGGUUUCAGCAGUAUUGGCUGGGGAAACCUAAGCUCUUGGGUAGCUGAACACAGAGCCUCCAUCGUUGGUUCAAAAUGGAAAUGUCAUCAUCAUCAGUGGCAUUAGGAAUGGUGGUGAGAUUCAAAUUAUUCCCCGCCACCGGCCACCGGGUGGUUUUUAGCUAGCUGCUCAAGUACCUUUAGAAAGGGAUUGCUUUAUUUUUGACCUGUUUGGAGGGCUCAUCUCCAUUCAUUCUGCAAAAGAAAUGCAUCAAUAAAUCAAUGGCGUUCAUUAAGGAAUCUGAGAAUGCUUCUGGUUCAGUCGUGUUAAAAAGGGUAGCAUUUAGUGGGUGGCAAGGGAUUGAUUGACCCACAAAUGUUGUUGGCCUACCAAAUAUGGCAUCAGCUUCUUCAUUGACAAUAGCAAAAGGGUUCUAUUGGUCCUACGAGAAAGGCAUCUUCCGUUCCGUGCACAUUAUCAGUGGCUGUCUUGUCAUAGUCUCCUUGUAUUUUACAUGUUAAAAAUGUUAUGCCAGUUUCAUCAUUAUCUUAGAUUUAAAAAAAUAAUAAUAAUAAUUAAACUGA
Messenger RNA from Diospyros lotus (date-plum), 1938 nucleotides. Its product is annotated as probable choline kinase 1. The transcript is spliced from 8 exons. NCBI's taxonomy places the organism in Eukaryota, Viridiplantae, Streptophyta, Magnoliopsida, Ericales, Ebenaceae. Bases 391 to 1422 code for a protein of 343 amino acids. Gene Ontology annotation, molecular function: ethanolamine kinase activity; choline kinase activity. Gene Ontology annotation, cellular component: cytoplasm. The record is from RefSeq and is a predicted model, not a curated record. Gene Ontology annotation, biological process: phosphatidylcholine biosynthetic process; phosphatidylethanolamine biosynthetic process.